Papaver somniferum (opium poppy) is the source of this 3140-nucleotide messenger RNA. Its product is annotated as agamous-like MADS-box protein AGL29. Gene Ontology annotation, biological process: regulation of transcription by RNA polymerase II. The record is from RefSeq and is a predicted model, not a curated record. Lineage: Eukaryota; Viridiplantae; Streptophyta; Magnoliopsida; Ranunculales; Papaveraceae. Gene Ontology annotation, molecular function: RNA polymerase II cis-regulatory region sequence-specific DNA binding; protein dimerization activity; DNA-binding transcription factor activity, RNA polymerase II-specific. Bases 2258 to 3007 code for a protein of 249 amino acids. The transcript has 2 exons.
CUUACUUAUCAUUUUUUCGUUUCUCCUUCAUUUCCUUAUGAAUCGAUUUAGGUGUUUGAAACUCUCUGCAAUUUGUUUCCAGAUGGAGAUUUAGUUUUUAAUGGAUAAUGAUGUGCAUGAACCAUUGGAAGGAACCGAAGAUGAUGAUGCUGUCAAACUUAAGAACUUUCGCCAAGCGUAUGAAAUGAUGAGAGGAACUUAUUUAAGAUAUUGAGACAGAGAUUUGGUUUUACGCGUUCUAUUCGAUGGCUAAUGUACAUGAAUCCUCCGAAGGAACCAAAGAUAAUGCUGCUAUCAAACUUAAGAACUUCCGCAAGCAUAUGAAACGAUGUCGUAGACGAUGUCCAGCACAAAUUGACGAAAUGGUUCGCCACUCUGACAACCCAGAGAUGUAUCAGGAGGAGGUACGCAGGUAUGAGCAGGCAAACUGGGUGGGGUUGUAAAUUAUGCAACUGCCAGGAGGCUGGAGCAGGGUCAGCUCUUCUACAAAGAAUAUUAUCCUGAAUGGGCUAAGUGUAAUAUCCCCAAGGAAAAUGAAGAGUGUUAUGCUAAAAAAUCUCCCACUCUUCCAGUCUCCUACAAAGAGGACCUGCAGUUGGAAAAACACAAUUCUGAGAUUACGAAGUUAACUGACGUCGCACUUCGUUACUCUGUAGAAGAGCAAGAGAAAAAGACCAACAAAGGUACCAUUGAAGCCCAUGUAAAUGAGUUCCACUAUACAAUCUCCAGUCCCACUGUGCAGAUAGAUUUUAUUUAUAAGAAUGUAAAGCAUGCAUUUUUCCAAUCUGAAGACGAGGAGAUGGCGCCUUUCUUGCACUUCAACUUGCUUGUACCCAUCAAUGUGGAGGGGACUCUAGAAGCAAAUGAUAUCCUAUUCCAGUUGGUGAAGACCGUUGUGGGACAGAAGAGAUCUGCCGAAGAUUUAGAUAAGAUUUGGAAAUAUGACUAAAACAAAGAUUUCCAGAAGUUUGUCAAAAGAGUUGAAGCUAAGUGGAAUUCCCAAGCAAAAAGAAACGAAUUUCAUGGGUCAUCAGGAGUCUUCGCCCUGACAAGUUUUGCCUAGCUGGAAUCAUAAAAACACCUUUCUUUGUGGUUGCGUUGACAGAGAUUGAGUUUGUUAAUCUGGCACAUCUACGGCCCGGAGAAACUGAUAUGGCAAUCGUAUUGAAGGACUUCACACGUAAUGUGUUCCAAAUCAACUCAGUUCCCUCAACAUCAGUCGCUGCCAUCAAAGAGUGGUUCGACAUGUUAAAUGUCAAAUACUAUGAGAACAAGAAGGAGCAUGACUGGAAUCACAUACUGAAAGAUAUUAGAAAGGACCCUCAGGGUUUCAUCAACAAAGGUUGCUGGCGUUCCCUUGACCUUGAGUCUAGUGCGGCUGCUGCACUUUCUUCUGACUCUUACAAGUCAGAAGAUUCUGAAUCUGAUUUUGUGGAAGAGGAAUUCCCAUGGGAUGAUGUGUUUGAUAACUGCAGAUCAAAUAGCACAGAAGAUGAGAGUGAAACAUGAGGAGCAUAAAAGGUCAUCCGUAUUUUACAUUUUUACUUUAAAUAGUUGUAGUUUAUCCUUGUAUGACAAUUACUUACUUUGUGCUGAGUUACUCUUUUAUAUGCCAGUCUGAAGGCAAUUUUUAGUAUUUAAGACCGUUUUUGUGAAUCUCGUAUGAAUGCAAGUUUGCACUUGUUGGGCGACCAGAUGUGUUAGGAAAUAUAGCAUCCGCGGCAUUUGGAGCAAAGUAUGUUGCAGCCCCGACAUUUGAAGGUUGUUUAAUGGAUUUACUUUGAAACAGGUGCGCAGUUUUCGAAGUAAGCGAUAAAUUAGGCCUUGGUCCUUGGACAUGUAUGUUGGAUAAAUUGGCAGAAAAUGACAGGAAGCUGACUCUGAGAGGUGUUUGGCUUUACGAAGAUGAAAAUGAUUGUAAGAUUUCUUUGCCCACAGUGAAGCUAAACAGUCCUCUCUUGCUAACACUAUGUUUGACACUGAAAGAUGGUUUAAACAUACUGAUGGACCAGCACCAACAAUUACCACUUCUCCACUGGACACUUUUGAAUCAACUUCUAUUCUCAGUUCUAUUCUCAGGUUUAAAAUUCCCUUUGUUUUUUCAUUACCGUGUUUUCCUAAUUCUAGCAAUUCUUAACGGCUAUUUUUGGGUUUCCUUUUUUCGGCAUAUCAGUUCCUAUAUAAGGUAGCUUUUCCAUGUACUACUCCCUACUUGUAUUUGUUGGUUAACGCUCUGUUCUGAAGAAAAACUAAAGAGAUGAUGAUGAAUCAAGUGACGAUGAUAGAGAUGAAGACACAGAAAAAGGGAGGAGAUGGUCGUAAGAGGAUUAAGAUCGAAAAAAUAAAAGACAAAUCAAGAUUACAAGUUACAUUCUCCAAAAGACGAAAGGGUUUGUUCAAGAAGGCGACUGAAUUAUCUAUUUUAACUGGUGCACAAGUAGCACUGAUUGCCUUUUCUCCUGCGGGAAAACCAUAUGUUUGUGGGAAUCCUGAUCUCCUACUCGAUCGAUUUGUUAAUGGUGAAGCAUCUGAAAUUCAUCAGAGAGAUCAUAACGAUCCAGAACAGAGGAGGUAUAUGGAAGUUGAGCAAGAAUUAGAAGCUGAAAAGAAAAGAGGGGUUUUCUUGGAGUCUCUGAUAAAUUGUGAUUUGGGGGUUGGUAAUGAUAAAUCUUGGUGGGAUACAUAUGUUGAUGGAUUGAGUUUGGAUGAAUUAAAACAGAUGAAAAGUGAUAUGGAACAACUCCAGAAGUGUGUUGCACAGAGAUCUAAUGACUUAAAGAUGAACAAUAACACAGCUUCUUCUUCAUCUUCGUAUGAAGAUAAGUCCCUUGCGUUGAUGAAUUUACCGGCUGGUAAUGAUGACAUUGUUGAUGAUGAUUAUCUGAAUGAAGAGAUGGUUAAUGAGUUAGUCUUUGGUUUUGAUCCUCAAGAGUAUGAUUUUGGGACUACAACUUCUACUGAUCAAGAAAUCACUGCGGACAUGUUUUCUGAUGACUACUACUACUAGUACUGAUUAUAUUUUCUAAGGCUCCAUUCCAUUGUUUUAAGUUUAUGAAUGUAUGUAGUGAUUGGUUUAUUUUUGAGGAAUUGUAUGUAUUCAAAUUCAAUUUUUCUUUUCGAUUCAUUUGAUCAUUCACCUC